CGAAUGGAACUUUAUAGGUGUACUCUACUGGGGUCACUGCGCAGAGCCCGAAACUGCAGAGCUUACGCGCCAGUACUCUAUCUUAAUUCUUACUAGUCUCACUACCACAACACACACAUUCUCCAUUCUUCUUCUUCUUCUUCUCUUCUUAUCUUUAUCCCUUUGUGUAAUAUUCACCACAUUUUUACUUUUUUCUUUUUCAAAAUCUCUCUUCUUCCAAAUUCCAAUUCCCUCUCUGCCAAGGCACUCAAUAAUGGCCAAAGCCAGACCUAUAUUAAUACUCUUCUUCUUUGUAGUCACAUUGUUUUUUGCUGCACAUGCGAUACAAGAAUCCAGAAGUGAAGUACUAGCACCACCUUAUCUUGAAAAGGUCACCAAAUUCUCUACCACUGAACCAGAUGACAUACUUACUUAUCAGGAUAGUAGUAAGGAAAAAAGGAAGAAGAAUGGUCCGAGGAGAUUGAUGAUCGGAUCAACAGCGCCAACAUGCACAUACAAUGAGUGUAGAGGAUGCAGAUUCAAAUGCCGAGCUGAGCAAGUGCCCGUCGAGGGAAACGACCCAAUCAACAGUGCGUAUCACUACAGAUGUGUGUGUCAUAGGUAAUAGCUAGCUAGCUCGCUAUUGGUAUUAGCUAGUACCACUUAUUUUUAGACCAAAUCACCACCACCACCACCAUCAUCAUCAUAAUCAUCAUCGUGCUGUUAUUAAUUUGGGGCCCAAAUUUUGGAGUUGACAGUGUGUACUGUGUAGUCAAAAGUUAGAACAAUUUUCCUUUUUGUUUCUUGUUAGCAAACACAAUUGUGUUCACUCAUUAUAUAAAUAGGUGUACCUUUCUGAUUAUUUUUGCUUGAUUAUAUAUAUGAUUAGUGUCUUAGAAUUUCGGAUA
Molecule: messenger RNA, 887 nt
Organism: Humulus lupulus (European hop)
Lineage: Eukaryota; Viridiplantae; Streptophyta; Magnoliopsida; Rosales; Cannabaceae
Exons: 3
Coding region: 254-604 (116 amino acids)
Biological process (GO): positive regulation of stomatal complex development
Source: RefSeq, a predicted model, not a curated record